GUGUUCGCAAAUACAAUAACACUGCUCCAAUUGUCAAGCUGUGGCGUACACUUUCCUUCAUUUCAACAAUGGCGGCCAUGAAUCUGGUUGUUUCAGCCGGGGUUCAUUACUCCUGUUCAAAGGCCGGUAAUCGGUUUUCAAUUUCGAAAUCCAAGGGUUACAAGUUGGGAACUCGAGCUGCUUUGGUAGAAGCAGGACCCAGAGUCGAUGGUAGUGGUACGCCGGUGGCUCUGCAAGUAUUGGGAGGGGACCGGGCGGCGGAACUACAGGCGGAGGUCAAGGCCAUGGCACGCGCCGUCAAUGCCUCUGUUUACAGCCCCGAACUUCUUGCCAACAAAUAUGGGUCUCGACCUGUCCAGGUAGUGAGUAGGACAUUGGAAAUCUUGGUAGCCUUAGGCUCUUUUAGUACAAAGUUGUUGUUGGAUCAAAGGGAUGGCACACUGGAUCGAAACAAGAGAAAACGAGCCAUUGAGUUGAGGAGCAUUUUCACUCGAUUAGGCCCAACAUUCGUAAAACUGGGUCAGGGUUUAUCCACUCGACCUGAUCUCUGCCCGCCCGAGUAUCUCGAGGAGCUGGCUGAGCUGCAGGAUGCAUUGCCUACAUUUCCCGAUGCCGAUGCAUUCUCAUGCAUCGAAAGGGAGUUGGGGAUUCCGAUUGAAUCCAUAUUCUCUUCGAUAUCCGCUUCUCCAAUUGCUGCUGCCAGUUUAGGCCAAGUCUACAAAGCUCAACUUAAGUAUUCAGGCCAAACUGUUGCUGUUAAAGUGCAACGAGCUGGUAUUGAAGAAGCCAUUGGACUUGAUUUUUACCUUAUUAGAGGCUUGGGAUUUUUCAUCAAUAAGUACGUUGAUAUCAUCACGACCGAUGUUGUCGCCCUUAUCGACGAAUUUGCCCGUAGAGUUUACCAAGAGCUCAACUAUGUCCAGGAGGGAAAAAAUGCAAAGAAAUUCAAGACGUUAUAUGCUGACAAAGAGGAUAUCCUUGUCCCAGAUAUCUACUGGAAUUACACGAGUGGUAAAGUACUAACGAUGGAGUGGGUUAAUGGAGUGAAACUAAACCAACAAUCCGCCAUUGAAAGCCAAGGUUUAAAGGUUAUAGAUUUAGUUACCACGGGCAUCCAAUGCAGCCUCAGACAACUCCUAGAACAUGGCUACUUUCAUGCUGAUCCUCAUCCCGGUAAUCUUUUGGCGACACCUGAAGGGAAGCUCGCAUUUUUGGAUUUUGGAAUGAUGAGUGAGACACCAGAGGAUGCAAGGUCGGCCAUAAUCGGUCAUGUUGUUCAUAUGGUUAAUCGGGACUAUGAAGCAAUGGCUCGUGAUUACUAUGCUUUGGACUUUUUGGAAACUGAUGUAGAUGUUUCUCCCAUUGUGCCGGCUCUAAGGGACUUCUUUGAUGAUGCUCUGAACUACACUGUGAGCGAACUCAACUUCAAAACACUUGUUGAUGGCCUGGGAAAUGUUUUAUACCAGUACCCUUUUAACGUGCCUGCCUAUUAUGCACUGAUAUUGAGGUCACUUACAGUGCUAGAAGGGUUAGCCCUUUAUGCUGAUCCUAAUUUUAAAGUGUUGGCUGCCUCAUAUCCAUACUUUGCUAAAAGGCUUCUCACUGAUCCAAAUCCAUAUCUCAGAGAUGCUCUUGUAGAGUUGCUUUUCAAGGAUGGCAGGUUCAGGUGGAAUAGACUAGAAGACCUUCUUAUAGAGGGAAGGAAGGACCGAGACUUCUCAGCAAAAGAUGCAUUGCAACCUGUUUUAAAACUAUUACUGGGACCAGACGGUGAAGAACUUCGGACCUUAACGAUUAAAGAGGCUGUUCGUGUCACUGAAGCUGUUAUUUUAGGCUCAGCGGCUGAUACAUACAACUCUGCCCCGUCUUUUGUGCGAACCCUGAUGAUCAAUGGAAAUGGCAAUGGAGCGCUUGCAAUGACCAGUGCUGAUUUGGAAGCUCUGAUGGAUCUUAGGAAACAGGUUUUUAGAAUCUGGGCGCUUCUAACUUCCUCUGAAAAUUUCGAUCCAACACUUCUGCAGCCUAUUUUACAGGUUCUUCAACAACCGGAGGGACGGAGUCUAGGGGGGCGAGUGGUUGGUGGGAUAACUCAGCGUCUUGCAGCUCGUUUACUGCAACAGCUUCUAAGAACACCGACCGUUCCUGCUUCAAGUUGAAAUCUGCAAGUAUUCUUUAUAUAUGUUACAGCGAUUUAACAAUACAAAUAUGAACCAAAAAAUAAAUAUUGUAACAAUAUUAAUACACUUUUUUUUUCUGGAAUGUAUAGUUUUAUCAAAUUAACAGGAUCUACUUAU
Molecule: messenger RNA, 2294 nt
Organism: Hibiscus syriacus
Lineage: Eukaryota; Viridiplantae; Streptophyta; Magnoliopsida; Malvales; Malvaceae
Product: protein ACTIVITY OF BC1 COMPLEX KINASE 3, chloroplastic-like
Exons: 7
Coding region: 69-2156 (695 amino acids)
Biological process (GO): protein phosphorylation
Molecular function (GO): protein kinase activity; ATP binding
Source: RefSeq, a predicted model, not a curated record